Messenger RNA from Lottia gigantea (owl limpet), 795 nucleotides. RefSeq lists its product as hypothetical. The transcript is spliced from 2 exons. Gene Ontology annotation, biological process: double-strand break repair via nonhomologous end joining. NCBI's taxonomy places the organism in Eukaryota, Metazoa, Mollusca, Gastropoda, Lottiidae. Gene Ontology annotation, cellular component: nucleus; site of double-strand break; nonhomologous end joining complex. The coding region runs from base 84 to 689 and encodes 201 amino acids. Gene Ontology annotation, molecular function: molecular adaptor activity. The record is from RefSeq and is a predicted model, not a curated record.
UAAAUCGUGAUAAUAAGCCAUUUGUGAAUUUGAGAGUAAAUAAAACAAUUUUAAAACAGAAAAAUACUUAAUUUGAAGUCGAAAUGGCUAAGGACAUUCUUACAGACAACCAGAUCUGUGAACUAAAUCAAACAAUACAAAAUGGGGAUGAAAAAUAUUUGUGUUUCACUACUUUCGAUUUACAAUGGACGAUUUGUGUCACGGAUGGUGUAAAUGUUUGGAGAUUAUCUGUGGACGAAGACGAUUUUCAGACCCACAAAGAAUUGACUAACAUCGAUAAAGAUGACGCUUUCUGCUCUAAAAUCAGGAAUGGAUUUGUGGCAGGAGACAUUUCUGUAGCCAAAGUUGGAACCAAGAUGAAGUUGUCCAUUGGUAAAGGGACCUCCUCCAUAGCUUUCGAUCUGUAUGAAGCCAAAGCAGCGGACAAGAAAACCGACAUGAAAAAUGUUUUAUUCAGAUUGGCAGAGAAAGCAAUUAAUCUGGAACAAAAGCUGUCCGUAGCAAACCAGAAAAUUGACAAACUUCAGUUAGAAAAGUCAGCUAAUAAGGGAACUAAUCCUAUUUUUGAUACUGGGUCAAAAAGAGGGGCAGCAGCGUCGUCCAAGGCAAAGCCUAAAAAGGCUGGAAUGAGUGUUGUGAAUCCAAAUAGUAAAAAAAGGAAGGCUGCAACGGGUGUCGUAUUCGACUGAAACCUGUCAAUACUUUAAUACAAAAUCAUUUAUCAUCAUUAUAAUAUCUUUAUCAUUUUGGAUAUCGUCGUAACUUUGAUUAAAUAUUAAAGAUUUUUUAACCCUC